Messenger RNA from Onychostoma macrolepis, 1373 nucleotides. RefSeq lists its product as uncharacterized. Bases 422 to 1174 code for a protein of 250 amino acids. NCBI's taxonomy places the organism in Eukaryota, Metazoa, Chordata, Actinopteri, Cypriniformes, Cyprinidae. The transcript has 2 exons. The record is from RefSeq and is a predicted model, not a curated record.
CCACUGCUCAAAAAACCUACAUUAAACACUUCUCUUAUAGAAAACUAUAGACCUGUCUCUCUCCUUCCAUUCAUAGCGAAAACACUUGAACGUGUUGUCUUCAACCAGGUCUCAUUGUUUCUUUCACAGAACAACAAACUGGACGCUAAACAGUCAGGUUUCAGGAGUGGCCAUUCAACUGAGACUGCACUUCUCUCGGUCACUGAAGCCCUGCGAAUUGCAAAAGCCCAUUCCAAAUCAUCAGUCCUCAUUCUGCUAGAUCUAUCUGCCGCGUUUGACACUGUCAAUCAUCAGAUACUCCUCUCCACUCUCAUCACUGGGCAUCGCUGGAAUUCCACUUCGCUGGUUUGAAUCCUAUCUCACUGAUGAUCCAACGGUAGCUGCAAGGAUCUCGGGUUGCCUGGCAGACAUCUCGGCAUGGAUGAAAGAACAUCACCUCCAGCUCAACCUGGCAAAGACUGAGCUUCUUGUCUUUCCUGCCGCUCCAACUCUACAGCAUGACAUCACGAUCCAGUUAGGUUCAUCAACAAUUACCCCAUCAACUUCGGUCAGAAAUCUUGGUGUAAUCUUUGAUGACCAGCUGACCUUCAAAGACCACAUUGCAAAGACUGCUCGAUCUUGCAGGUUUGCACUACACAACAUCAGAAAGAUCAGGCCCUUUCUGACGGAGCAUGCUGCACAACUCCUUGUCCAGGUCCUUGUCAUUUCUAGGCUGGACUACUGCAAUGCUCUUCUGGCUGGACUUCCAUCAAACACAGUCAAACCUCUACAAAUGAUUCAGAAUGCAGCGGCACGACUGGUCUUCAAGGAACCCAAAAGAGCCCAUGUUACACCUCUCUUUAUCUCAUUGCAUUGGCUACCAAUCGCAGCUCGCAUCAAGUUCAAGACACUGAUGCUUGCUCAUAGAACAACCACAGGCUCAGCACCCGCCUACAUGCACUCACUAUUAAGAAUCUACAUCCCCUCCAGAAAUCUGAGAUCUGCUAGUGAGCGACGCCUCGUGGUACCAUCACAAAGAGGCUCAAAAUCACUCUCCAGAACAUUCUCGUUCACCAUUCCUGGCUGGUGGAAUGAUCUUCCCACCCAUAUUCGGAGUACUGGAUCCCUGUCAAUCUUCAAGCAACAGCUGAAAGCUCAUCUCUUUCGACACUACUUGACUUCAACCUACACAUAAAAAAAAAAAAAAAAAAUCUUUCUCCUUACUUAUUCCUUCCCUUGCUAGCUUGUACUUAUUUAAACAAUGCCUGAGACUUGGUGUUACAAGCACUUCCUUUGUCGAAUUGCCUCUUCAAGAUGAAUCGCUUCAUGUGUUCCCCAAAUUGUAAGUCGCUUUGGAUAAAAGCGUCUGCAAAAUGACUAAAUGUAAAUGUAAA